Callorhinchus milii (elephant shark) is the source of this 1477-nucleotide messenger RNA. It is a transcript of the gene cdk20, whose product is annotated as cyclin-dependent kinase 20. Gene Ontology annotation, molecular function: ATP binding; cyclin-dependent protein serine/threonine kinase activity. The record is from RefSeq and is a predicted model, not a curated record. Gene Ontology annotation, biological process: protein phosphorylation. Gene Ontology annotation, cellular component: nucleus. The coding region runs from base 124 to 1326 and encodes 400 amino acids. The transcript is spliced from 10 exons. NCBI's taxonomy places the organism in Eukaryota, Metazoa, Chordata, Chondrichthyes, Chimaeriformes, Callorhinchidae.
ACGCAGUGCGUGGGUUACGGUUGCGAUGGUGACGGUCUCCGCCGCUGUGGGGAGACGCGGUGUUUGGCGGUGGCGGCGCCUCCCGGGGGCCGCGGGGUAGUGGGGGUCCGGCAUUCCUGGCGGAUGGAGCGGUACAGCCUCCUGGGCCGCGUGGGGGAGGGAGCGCACGGCAUCGUGUUCAAGGCCAAAGACGUGGAGACUGGCGAUACGGUGGCCCUGAAGAAGGUGGCCCUGCGUAAGCUGGACGAGGGAAUCCCGAACCAGGCUCUGAGGGAGAUCAAAGCUCUGCAGGAGAUCGAGGAUAACCAGCACGUGGUGAAGCUAAGAGAAGUGUUUCCGCACGGCACAGGCUUUGUGCUGGUGUUUGAGUACAUGUUGUCUGACCUGUCUGAGGUCAUCCGCAACUCCGAUCGACCUCUGACUGAGUCCCAGGUCAAGGGUUAUAUGAUGAUGCUGCUCAAGGGCCUGGCGUUCUGUCACGCCAACUCCAUCAUGCAUCGGGACCUGAAACCAGCCAACCUGCUGAUCAGCUCCACAGGACACCUGAAAAUCGCAGACUUUGGUCUGGCCAGAGUUUACUCCAACGAGGGCGACAGACUGUACAGCCACCAGGUGGCGACCAGGUGGUAUCGGUCCCCAGAGCUGCUGUACGGAGCUCGCAGAUACGAUGAGGGUGUGGAUCUCUGGGCUGUGGGCUGUAUAUUUGGGGAACUCCUGAACAAUUCCCCUCUGUUCCCCGGGGAGAACGAUAUUGAGCAGUUGUGCUGUGUGCUCCGUGUGCUGGGGACCCCCAACGAGACCAUCUGGCCGGAGAUCACCGAGCUUCCCGACUACAACAAGAUCACCUUCAAGGAGAACCCUCCUAUCCCACUGAGACACAUCGUUCCUGACGCCGCCCCCGAGGCUGUGGAUCUGCUCCAGAGAUUCCUGGUCUAUCCCUCGGCUCGGCGCAUCCGAGCAGCUCAGGCUCUCCUCCACCCCUAUUUCUUCACGGAGCCCCUCCCGGCCCACCACUCUGAGCUGCCCAUCCCCCACAGAGGCACAGCCAAAACACGCCAGGCUCUACAGCACCAGUAUGAGGAGCAGGUGGAGAGGCCCCUCAGUCUGUCUUGGCAGUUCACAUCAGACCCGGAUCUGGCAGGAAUAGAGGGAGAGGUUUUGAGUGAUACACAGAAGUCUUUGCUUCCGACUGCUCCAGAACAGCAAAAUGGAUCCGAACCUCAGAUGGGAGGAUGGAGAUUCGGAAAACAGUCGAGGGAGAGAGAGAGAGAGGGGGGACCGAGAGAGAGAAGAGAGAGAGAGAGAGGGGCGUGUCUCUACUUCUAACCAGUCACCAACUUUGACAAUCCUACUCCUGCUUUAAGUGUCACUUUGGAGAGAGACAAGAGCGAUAUAGAGAGAGGGAGAGAGAGAGGAAGGGAGGGUGACGGGGUGAGAGACCAAGAUAGAGAGAGAGAUAGAGUGCGAUUGACAGGAC